Messenger RNA from Cotesia congregata, 2174 nucleotides. The record is from the annotation of a GenBank genome assembly. Lineage: Eukaryota; Metazoa; Arthropoda; Insecta; Hymenoptera; Braconidae.
AUGAUGAAUUGGGAAUUCAUUUCAGAGGCCAAUGCUCAUUUGACAGAGACUGAAUUACGUUAUUACGGUGAUAUAUUUUUGUAUUGUUGUGACAACACCGAUCCAGACAAUGUCCCGGUUGUCAAGGCUGCUGAAUUAUUUCGAUCUGCUAAUUUACCUCGAGAUACUACCAUCAAGAUACUGGAUAUCUGCGUGGGCUCCAAAGUAAACAAUCACAUGGGCAGGAAGCAGUUUUAUGCAGCAUUGAAAUUAGUCGCAGCACACCAAGCUGGUCUGGAUAUUCACCGUGACAUGGCUAUUAAUUCCCUGGAAAUAGCGACACCGUUACCCAGGUUUUCAUGGCCUACGUCAGGUGACGAGGACACCACGGACAGACGUAAAGAUUGUAUGGUAACUAAGAACACGACAGCCAGUGGACUGACUGGGUCGCGGUUGCCUGAGAGCACCACUGAGAGUGAAAGCGAUCCAGAGUCGCCCCGAGAAACUGGAGGCAGUACUGACUCACCGACACCCACCAACAGUGUCACGCAGGAAAGAAUAAUCGACGGUUUGAUGGCCGGAGAAACGAUUCUCGAUUCAACCUCCGGGAGUUGGCAAGGUCUCCUUGUGUCUGAAGAGCAGCGACAGCUGCUGGGCACUGAGGAAGAGAGUUCCGAGCGACACAGCAGCGAUGAAGCUGACGGAGAUGGAGACGCUUCGAGUUUUCCGCCAGAAGAAGUUUGGAUCAUCAGCGACGAGCAGAGAGAUUAUUACGCCGCCCAGUUUUCAAGGCUACAGCCGAACCCAGAAGGUUUGCUGGCUGGUUCCAUCGCGAGGACCUUCUUCGAGAAGUCCCGGCUGCCCGUCGCUGAACUGAGACGCAUUUGGCAGCUGGCAGACGUCACCAGAGACGGAGCGUUGAGCUUGCAGGAGUUUUACGUCGCGAUGCACCUCGUUGUGCUGAGGAGAAAUCACGUACCACUGCCAGACUCGUUACCUCCGAGCUUGGCGUUCACGUUGACAGUACCGCCGCCUCCGUUGCCAACUUUGAAUUCUGUUGUGGUUGAACCGUCAGCUCCGCAGCCUCCUCCUCCGCCUCCACCGUCACCACCGACGCAAACUACGCAGUCAAUUCACAGUCAGUCGCAAUCUCAAUCUCAGUCUCAAUCUCAAGUCCAAGGCUCACCUUCUGCGACGACUGGAUCAAGCGCUGCAAAUACGCGAGAGAAAAAUAAAGAGUGGACGAAAUUCGUGGACUCUCCUACUGGCAGUGCUGGUGCUUUAGCUAGUCCUGGGCCAAAGCCCAAGUUUAUCGUUAAUUUUGACUUACAAAAAGCUGCUGUCGAUCGAGAUCCCAAGAUUCUACACCCGGUGCCACUUAGACUGACCCCCGAGGCGGCUAUUCUAGCCUCCAGUGCCAAUGGAAACAACAGCACCGCUGGGCUCGUUGAUGAAGACAUUCUUCUGUCGGCUGUCAACCUGGGACAGAGGUCGCUCAAUAAGAAGUCUUUAGCUUCCAACGACGACAGUCUUGCUGUCACGCCAAAAAAAGAGCCACCUCCUCCGCCACCUCCUAGACCUUAUAGAACCCACACUCGAAGCUCUAGUCUUGAUCUUAAUAAAUUAGGUAAAAAUGGACAAAAUUUUUUAGGUGCUCCACCUUCUGUGCCACCCAGAGUGUCUCCAGGAGUUAGCUCGCCAAGAAAACUAGUCGGUCAACGAAGUGAAUGUGAGGACCCGAGAUUGGUUAAUGAAAAUCCAAGUUUCGUCGCUGAUUUUUCUCACUUUUCUCCCAAGAAUGAAGAUAUCACAAAUCUGGAAAGUGUUCCAGCAAAUCAGAGCCAACAAUUCACUGGAGUCUGUGGUGCUUUUCAUAUCUAUCGGAAACCGAGUCUUAAACGUGGAGAAGGAGAAGAAGAGGGCAAAGAUGAUACGGAUGACAGCAAAAGUCUGACUUUAGAAGAAUUGAGAGAAAAAAAUGCCGAGUUACGGCUCGUUUGCGAGGAGCUGACUCGUGAACUAGCUGGUGCAUUGCAAGAGCGUAUUAAUUUACGUGCUAAAUUACUCCUUAUCACUUGAUCCUGUAUUUCAUCGCUAUCUCUAUUGCACUUGCAACACUCAGACGAUCUAGUUGUCCGCCCAUAUCUGCAAUCAUGUCGCUCUCGUUCGCUUUCUUCAUGAACAAAAUUUUUCAU